AUGGUAUUGAUGAAGAGGAAGCACGAGGAGCUCGAGAUCAGGAAAAGUGUCUAUGGCGAUGGAAACAAGUGGUUCAGAGGGUCCAUCAUCAGAAAAUCAAGCAGCGGACCGGUUUAUUUGGUGACUUUGAAGAAACCCAGGUGGAGACUCACCCACUUGCCUGUACUAAUGGCAGUCAAGUCCGCUGAGGUUUCUGAUUCAGCUUUGCUUCAGAGGGAAACACUUGUUCUUAGGAACUUCCAUGCUUGUCCCUACAUCUAUCGUUGCUUUGGGGAAGAGGUUUUCACCAGUGAUCGCAAUCGGAUGGUAUAUAAUCUUCUGUUGGAGUAUGGUCCUGGUGGAACCCUAGCUGAUGUGAUCAAGAAAACUGGUGGCAACGGAUUUCCUGAAUCUGAUGUUAGGCGCUACACAAGGUAUAUUCUUGAAGGUCUUGAUUGUGUUCAUAGCGCUGGUUAUGUUCACCGUGCUCUAAAGCCUGAGAAUAUCAUCAUUGUUCCGAUCAUUACUAGUUCUGGCACUGAAUAUAUCGCAAAGAUUGGUGAUUUUGGGUUGGCAAAGAAAUCAAAGCAAGCGAGGAAGAUAUUGACAAUGCCAAAAUCUUAUAAACUGAGAGGAAGUCUCCAGUAUUCGUUGCCGGAGACCGUGGUUGAUAAAGGGCUACAACAAGAGCCUCCCUCUGAUGUUUGGGCUCUUGGGUUGAUUGUGUUUGAGAUGUCAACUGGGAAGUCUGUGUGGGAUGGGAAACAAGAUUCAGAAGUUGAGGACAUUCUCUCUGAGAUUGGUAAAGGGCACGGAGUGCUCAAACUACCUGGUGAGACUGAGGUAUCAGAGGAGGCAAUGGACUUUUUGAAGGGUUGUUUUGCUGGGAAAGCUACGGAUAGAUUGACUGCUCAGAUGCUCUUGGAUCUCCCUUUUGUGGCCGGAUUGGGCAAGGAUAGCGGAGAGGAUGAAGAAGAAUUAUCUGUGGAGGAUUCUGAGGAGAAGGAUUGCUCGCCAUCGUUGUCAUACCACGAGACUGAUGAUGAACUCAGUUCAUAUUGUCACGCCCCGACAACUUAUGUGACACAAGGAGCAGUGAUCAAAAAACCAAAGGUGGAUGGAGAGACAGCUAGGGUUUGCUCAUCCUCGUCAUAUGAUGCAGUAGAUGAUGCUGGACUCAGUUCUUUCUUUUCGGAUCAUUGGAGCAACAUGCCAUUGGAGGCUGAGGAAUUGGAGGAAAUUGCAGAGAAUGGGAGCGUUUAUUUGACAUUGAUCAAUGAUAUAGCCAUCUUGAACUCACCUGGUAAGUUUAACACUAAAGACAUGUCACGUCAAUGGAAUUUUCAUCCCUGA
Molecule: messenger RNA, 1332 nt
Organism: Camellia sinensis
Lineage: Eukaryota; Viridiplantae; Streptophyta; Magnoliopsida; Ericales; Theaceae
Source: RefSeq, a predicted model, not a curated record